AUGGCAUUCCACGAUACCGAAGGCGAUGGGUCCUCCUAUCCAGGCCUUCUCCUUUUGUCAUCUCUCUUAAUAUCCACGUACGUAAUUGUCACUGGUAUCUAUCGCCUCUAUUUCCAUCCACUCGCAGCCUUCCCUGGACCGUUCUGGGCUCGGGUAACUGUAUUCCCGUCAUGGUGGCAUACUCGCACUGGCGACCGACACAUUUGGUUGUAUCAAUUGCAGGAGAAGUACGGUCCUGAGUUUCGUUAUCGUCCGGACGGUGUUGUACUCAACACUCCUGCUGCUUUCAAGAAGAUCUUCGGACCGAAAGGAAAUGUCAAGAAGGCUGUCUACUACGAAGUGUGGCCACGCAAUGAGCACACAAUUAAUACGUGGAGCAGCACCACCGUUAGUGUCCAUGCACGCAAGCGUCGUGUGUUGAACUAUGCGUUCUCGGAAGCAGCGUUGCGAGAUGCUGAGGUCUUCCUUCACCAGAACAUUGAUCGAUGGCUAGAGCUACUGGGCCAACAAGCACCCAAAGAUGGCGAGUGGACCACGUCAGUCAACAUGUGUGACUGGAUGAACUGGCUUGUGUUCGAUAUCCUUGGUGACUUGUGCUUCGGUAAAAAUUUCAACAUGAAGGAGCCAGGAAGCGACCUGCGGCAUAUCCCAGAGGUUAUGGUCUCAUUUUUGGAGCUUCUGCAUCCAGUUGCAUUCGGCCCGUUAGCCAACGCGUGGGUAUGGCUCAAGCCUCGCGGUCUUAACAAGCUAAUCGAACUCGCCUCACCACCAGUAGUCGUAAACUGGCAGAAUUUUGUUGGGCAGUGCCUCGAAAACCGAGUCAGGGAUGAACAGGAAUUGGAGAAGAACCCCAAGCCCGAUGGUGAGAUUCGAAGGGACUUCUUCCACUGGCUGUUCAAAGCUGUCGAUCCGGAGACCGGCGAGCGCGGCUACGAUCAAAAUGAGCUCUUCGCGGAGUGCGAGUUGCUGACCAUAGCUGGUUCUGAUACGACGUCCGUUGUACUCUCCGCGGCCUUCUUCUACCUCUCUCGCCGACCGGAUGUACAAGCUAAGAUUGCCCAAGAAAUUAGAUCGAUCUUCUCAAGCUACGAUGAGAUCACAUCUGGCAGCAAGAUUAUGUCCUGCAAGUACCUCACAGCGUUCCUCCAGGAAGCUAUGCGCAUGACACCACCAGUCGCAGCCGAGCCAAGCCGUGAGGUACUCCUUGGUGGAACAACAGUCGGUGAUCACUACUUUCCGGCUGGUCUCCAUUUGAGCACUGGUCUUUACUGUCUCAGCUACAACUCCAACGUCUACCCGGAGCCUUUCAAAUUCCGCCCUGAGCGCUGGAUCGUAGACGAGACUGGAAAGGAGGGCUCCUCAGCCGAGAGCGUUAGACUGGCAGAGGAUGGAUUCUGUGCUUUCUCCUAUGGAACCCGAGGCUGUGUCGGGAAGAACCUUGCCUGGCUCGAGAUGCGUCUUGUUAUUGCCAAGACACUCUGGAUGUAUGACAUUCAGGCCGAUCCAAAGAGCAGACUUGGUGGGGGCGAUCGGCACGGAAAGCCUGGACGACAGACUGAGGAUCAGUACCAGAUUUACGAUAUUUUCGUGUCCGGGAGGAAGGGGCCGAUGCUGCAGAUGCGAAGGAGGCAGUGA
Alternaria burnsii is the source of this 1635-nucleotide messenger RNA. RefSeq names its product cytochrome p450. The record is from RefSeq and is a predicted model, not a curated record. NCBI's taxonomy places the organism in Eukaryota, Fungi, Ascomycota, Dothideomycetes, Pleosporales, Pleosporaceae. The coding region runs from base 1 to 1635 and encodes 544 amino acids. The transcript is spliced from 3 exons. Gene Ontology annotation, molecular function: iron ion binding; oxidoreductase activity, acting on paired donors, with incorporation or reduction of molecular oxygen; monooxygenase activity.